AGUAACAUCGGCGUCCAGGAAAAUAAUUUUGUAACGUUUUUAGUUGCAAAUAAGAAAAGGAAAAACUUGAUUCUUUGAUUUCAGAUAAUCAAAUUAAGAAUUUGUUAUUAACCUCGCACUGACAGCUGUUAAAACAAACAAAAAGCAAGCCAUUUUCACAAUCGCACGUGACUGAAAAUUUCAGCUGUUCAGUGAACAGUUUAGAAAAUGAAUCAACAGGGCGCUUUACAUUGUGAGGUGUGCAAUGCGCAACUACCAAAUUUUAAUUCUAUGAAAUGGCAUAUACAAGGAAAAAAACAUCAAAAUGCUCUACUGUUCUGGGACAAGAAGAAAGAGACAGCCAGAUUGAGUGUGUUUGUUCGAAAUUUUCCAAUGGGAACUACAGAACAGGAACUCUGGCAAUAUUUUGCUCAAUUUGGACGUGUGACCAAGGUUUCAAUAGUUCCUCCAAAGAAUAUUUUUGCUAUCAUAGAGUUUAGUAGUGCGGAUACCGCAGAUUAUGUGUUACAGCAGACAAAUCACAAGUUGAACAGUCAGAACCUGAUAGUAAAAGCACGAGAAAUCGAGGUUCCCGGCCAGCCAGCUUCAAACAAAUUUCAAUAUGGGUACCAGCAGUUUCAAGGUGGUCGUGAGCUGGGAAUGGGACCAAUGAACAGAGGGAGAGGAGGUCCCGGGCCUGGACCCGGCCCUGGUCGUGGAGGUUAUAAUAUGGGGUACAUGGGUGGUGCUGGGUACCAGGCCUAUGAUCAGGGUUUGGAUCAGGGGCCGGGAGGCAGUAAGAAAAAGAAAUUGAACGUUGAGGAACAGAUAGAACAAUAUUACCAUGAAGAGCUGAUUGAAAAACUUAUGAAAGUUAAAGGCGUUCAGAACCAGCUAGAAUGGCUGUGCCAGAAUCUCCAGGUGACUGCCGAAGAGGCUCAGACCAAGUUCCAGCUCUGUGAGAAGUUACAGACCUGUCUUGGAAAAUUUUUCCCAGGCUGCACGGUGAACCAGUUUGGAUCGUCUGUGAAUGGUUUUGGAUUGAGUGGAUGUGACAUGGACAUUUUCCUUGAUCUUAGUACGAUGCAUAGCAAGACUUGGGAACAAGAGCCAAUAAAGUUGCCAUUUGUGAGAGACUUCAGGUUUCUGAAGGACAAGGAAUGGGGUCCCCUUGUACCGUCUGAUCUUGAUAAGAUGGGAAUGACAGAUCAGUGUAAAUUGAUCUCGCGUAUAUUGAUGGACCAUCUGGAGGGAAUACUCGACGUACAGGUCAUCCCCAGCAGCAGGUGUCCCCUUGUCCGCUUUAAAUACACUAACUGUGACGUCAAGUGUGAUCUGUCAGUAAAUAACAAAUUGGCCCUUCAGAAUACAAAGUUACUAUACCUGUUUAGUGUACUUAAUAGUAGAGUUAGACUACUUGUGUAUGCUAUACGGUACUGGGGAAAGGUUAAGGGACUGGCUGGUAAUCAGAAGGCUAGUACAAAGUUGUCCAACUACGCUCUCACCUUGAUGGUAUUAAACUACCUGCAGAACUUGGAUCCCCCAGUCCUACCAACCAUUGAGAAACUGUCACAACUUCAUGGAACUUCAGCACGUACAAAGAUAGAAGGAUGGGACUGUACAUUUGCCAUGGACUGGCAGAUCAUUCCACAGUCUAACAAUGCCCAAUCUGCAGCCGAGCUUCUGUCAGGAUUUUUCUCGUAUUGGAGCGCAUUCAACUUUGAAGACAACGUUCUGGUAACAAGAUCGGCCUCAGAGCUUCCAUUCACAAUGUUCUUUGAGAAAGAUAAUAUGCAGGAUGGAAGAAUUAGGAGCUUUAAGGCAUCCGCUAUGAACAUGCAAGAUCCAUUUGUUUUAAAUCAUAACAUCACCCAGAAUGUGAACGAGAAGAUGAGAGAUAAGAUUGUACGAGAGUUGAGAAUUGCCGCCAUAAAGACAUCAGUGUGGGGCAAUGAGGGCUUCUCUAUGACCACACCCUCUGGGGGAGGAGAUUUGAUCCACUUGUUGAAUAAUGAAGUACCAGACAUAAUUCUACAAGAAGACCAGGAGAAACAAGAAACUAUUUUAGAGAAAGGUCGUAUGCCUGCACGUGAAGCUGGAGAGUACGAGUUUGAGGUUGAGCUGAAACCUACUCAGAUGUCCAGCAAGUUGUUGAAGCAGUUACAGAAAGGGGAAAAUUACAGAGUAGAGUGGUGUAAAAAGAUGUGUGACUUCAUCCUUAGAAUCAUCAAAGAGGUGUUAAUGUUGACAAUCGAGGAUCUGCCCGAGGCGACGGAAGAAAUUCGUCAGAGGAUGAAAGAAGAGAUGGCAAAGAAAGAAUUUGCGGACAAACGAAAUAAAGAAAUCCUUGAGCGGCGUAGACUACGUAGGAUGGAGAAAAGGAAAGAACUUGAAGAGAAACUAAAGAGAGAGGAAGAAGAGUUAAAAAAGAAAGCAGAAGAGGCUGCGACAGAGGCUGAAGCUGAGGCCAAGGGUAAAGAAGGGUCUGAAACUGAGGCUGGAACAUCCGAGUCAACUGACAAAAGCAGUGAGAAAAGGCCAAGGCCAAUCAGCAUAUUUGACAUCAAGAUAGAACCACCAAAGAAGUUUAGAGGCAAUAGAAAGUUUGAACUGAACCUUGACGACAUGAUUGAAGAUUCGGACGACGGAGAGGAGAUAAUCGAGUACAAGCCGGACGAGCCGGAACUCCGGUACAAGCGAGAUUGCGAUGCGGAGGUGGACUACCAGCAUUACAUGAGGGCUUGGUGUAUGACCUGGGCAAGGAGGAAGAAGGCAAAAAACUACCUUGUUAAUGAGGAGGGCAGGACAGAGGAAAAUAUCCCCAUGGAGAAGUUGAUUUCUAACGCCAUCUGGCAGAAUGAUCGUGCACCGUUGGCCCAUCCAGUGGUUGGCUUUUACUGCUACAUGCAGUCCGUGAUUGAUGGCAACGCAACAAGUGUGAGGGUAGAAAUGGACUGCAAGGAAGGCUCGAGGGAUUUCAAUACAUUCUUCCAGUUCACGAAGAUGUACCUUUACAAAAUGAUUGAAAAAUAUUUCAAUUAAGAGGGACAGUGUACUUGAACUUGA
Messenger RNA from Ruditapes philippinarum (Manila clam), 3045 nucleotides. RefSeq names its product speckle targeted PIP5K1A-regulated poly(A) polymerase-like. Lineage: Eukaryota; Metazoa; Mollusca; Bivalvia; Venerida; Veneridae. The record is from RefSeq and is a predicted model, not a curated record. Gene Ontology annotation, cellular component: mitochondrion. Gene Ontology annotation, molecular function: RNA binding; poly(A) RNA polymerase activity. Bases 208 to 3021 code for a protein of 937 amino acids. The transcript has 19 exons.